Molecule: messenger RNA, 7845 nt
Organism: Oryzias latipes (Japanese medaka)
Lineage: Eukaryota; Metazoa; Chordata; Actinopteri; Beloniformes; Adrianichthyidae
Gene: ccdc88c
Product: coiled-coil and HOOK domain protein 88C
Biological process (GO): cytoplasmic microtubule organization; cytoskeleton-dependent intracellular transport
Cellular component (GO): cytoplasm; centrosome
Molecular function (GO): dynein light intermediate chain binding; microtubule binding
Source: RefSeq, a predicted model, not a curated record
GCAAGGGGGGGUCAUCUAAGAUAGCACAAGGGAUAAGCAAAGAUAAGAGUAAGUUGGUUUCACAGAAACAACUUCAUCCCGGGCGGUUACCAUCUUGUAGACUCGCGCUGAUGACGUCAGGCUCCCAGCAGGGCUGCACUCUGAUUGGCUGGUCUUCUGAAAAAGGCAGGAGUUUCCGGUGUCCCUGUUGCUGAUUAAUCGUCCUCCUCGGGUGUCCCACCCACCGCCCGAGACUCUUAUUUCUCUCAGGUUGAUGGAGCUGGUGAAGCGGCCCCGAUUUGAAGUUGGAGAACCGAACCCCCUGUUGGAACCGUUUCACUUUUCCCCGUGGGGUGCUGCUCCACUUUCUGACAGUUUUACUUUGUUGAACUUCGCAGCGCUUUCUCUUUUUUACGGCCCCGUAUCCUUGGCAACACGAUCAACUACUGUCCUGCGAAGUUUGGAUCAAGUGCUUCGUCGCACCGGACUUCCCACCAACUCCACCGGCCCGAACCGAACUACCUCCAAGGGCAGAAGCAGGGCGUGCGUGGGAACUUUCCAACAUCUGAAAAGUUUUAACGGAAACGCACGCCGCGAGACAAUAGUGUGAAAGAGGAGCUCGAGCGGGAGGGGGGUUCGAUGUCUCGCGGGGCUUUGUUCCGGACACCCGCCUUUAGCCCGGAGCGGACACCAACCGAUCGAUCAGAGGAUUGAUGAUUGAGCGCGCGGGCUGGCAUGGACGCGACUGUGUCGGAGCUGCUGUCCGCCUUCAUGGACUCCCCGCUCGUGCUGUGGGUGCGGUCUUUGGGCCCGUUGGGGUCAUGUGACGGCAUGGGUCUAGAGGAGCCGGUCCGAAUGUUCAUGGAGCUGGUGGACGGCGUCUUCUUGCACAAGAUCCUGACCCACAUUGACCCGAGUCCCACCAACCAGAGGCUGACCAAGAACGUGAACAACGACAUGUCACUGCGCCUCCACAACCUGACCGUCCUCACCAGACACAUUAAGACGUACUACCAGGAGACCCUGCAGCAGCUAAUUGUCAUGCCCCUUCCCAACAUCCUUUGCAUCGCCAAGGACCCAUUAUCAGCCAAGAGCAUGGAGGAACUGAGGAGACUCCUGCUGCUCUUACUGGGCUGCGCUGUGCAGUGUGAGCGGAAGCAGGAGAUGAUCGAUAAGAUCAAACUGCUGGACAUCCAGACUCAAGCGGCCAUCGUCUCCCACAUCCAAGAGGUGACCCACAACCAGAUGAACGUCCUGGACCUGUCCUGGCUGGAGGACGGGGCGGAGCUGGGUCCUGAGGAGCUGCAGCCGCUGUCCCGCACCAUGGCAGCCUCCUUGCAGCAGCUCAUCGAGGAGCGAGACAAAGCCGCUGAGAUCAUUGUGGAUCUGACUCAGGAGAGGGACUACCUGUCCAGCCAGCAGCCCCAGGAUGGACGCAGGGGCAGCGCAGAGCGGGGGCUGCAUGCUGGGGGUGGAGGAUCAGGGGGUCCUGAGCUGAUCACUGAGGAAAAGCAGCAUCUGUCUGUUGAGUUGGCAGACGCCAAAGCCAAGCUGCGAAGAUACAGACAAGACCUGGAAGAGAAGACGGAGCAGCUGAUGGAUUCAAAGCAUGAGGCAGAGCGUCUGGAUCAGGAGCUGCAGAGGCUGAAACAAGAGAACCAGCUCUUGGCCGGCGAGGCUCGGUCCAUGCGAGCGUACCGGGAUGAGGUGGACUCUCUGAGGGAGCGAGCAGCCCGCGUGGACCGGCUGGAGGCGGAGCUUAGUCGAUGCAAGGAGAAGCUCCACGAUGUGCAUUUCUACAAGAGCAGGGUGGAGGAGCUCCGUGAAGACAACAUGACUCUGCUUGAGACUAAGGUGUUGCUGGAGGAGCAGUUGGCUUCCUCCAGGGAGCGCUGUGAUAAACUGCACACUUUGGAGAAGGACAACCUGUUGCUGCAAGCUAAAAUCAAUGACCUGGAGAUGGAAAGAGACAGUGAGCGGCGCAGGCUGGAGGAGCUGCUGGAGGAGAACAUGCUGCUGGAGAUCGGACAGAAACAGAGCAUGAAUGAGUCGGCUCAUCUGGGCUGGGAGCUGGAGCAGCUCUCCAAGAACCACGAUCACAGCGACACGGAGACCCGCAAGUCCCUGGUCCAGGAGCUGAACGAGUGCGUUUCCAGCCGCAUGCUGAAGCUGGAGAAGGAGAACCGGGAACUGCAGGCCUCCAUUGAGAGGCUGAAGGAGGAGAACCAUGUCCUGCAGGAGCAGCAGCUGCACAUGCAGAAGCUUGAUCGAGAGAAGCAGAGUCUCAACAACAAGGUGGAACGUCUGCAGGGAUUACUGGACCAGGAGAGGCUGACCAAUCAGGAUAUGGAGUCGCUGGGGGAGGAGCUUCUGAAGGAGAAGCAGAGUCUGGAGCGGGAAAUGCAUGCUCUGCGGGUGGAGAAAGACCAACAGAUUUUGGAGCUGGAGAGUGAGAAGCAGCACCUGUCGGAGGCGGUGGCCUCCCUUCAGGAGCGCGCUCAGUCCAACAGCGAGGCCAGGGUUCGGGAGGUGGAAACGGAGAACCGGCUGUUGCACCAGAGCAUCACCGACACCAGCUCUCGCCUCAACAGCUUAGAAACACAGUUAAAGGUUGUAAGCGAGGAGUCAGAGAGGCUGAGGGAGCUGGCAGGGAGAUGCGAGGAGGCGGAGAGGGAGGUGUCCCGCUUGGAAAGGAGCAGGGAGGCUCUGAACAGAGAGGUCGAGUCUCUUCGUGCGUGCAGCGAGCACUCGGAGGCUCUGGAGAAGCAGGUGACCUCCUUGGAGCAGGAGGUGCACAGACUGAAAAGGGAGGCAGAGGCAGCGCAGGAGGAGCUGCAGCAGCAGUCCAAACAGCUGGCAGGCAACAGCCUGCUGUCAAAAGAAAACCUGGAACUUCGCUGCUCCUUGGAAAACCUGCGCUCCUCGUCCAGCCUCCUGCCUACACUCCAGGAGGAGCUGAAAAAGGCUCACACCGAAACCCAGGAGGCGCAGAGAGCCGCAGAAAAGGCCAGAGAGGAGGCACAGGGGGAGAGGAAGAGGGUAGAGAGGCUGGAACUGAACCUUUCAGCCCUGAACCAGGAGAAACACCGCUUAGAGGAGGAGCUGGAGAGGAGCAAAGAGGAGAGGGCAGAGCUGCAGGGGACGAUUAAGGAGACACAAAGUAGAGAGGAGGAAUCAAGAAAAGAAGUGUCUGAGCUGAAGGAGGAGCUCAGAAGAAAGGAGGAACUGGAGGAAGAGAGGAAGAAGCUGCAGCUGGACCUGGAGCAGUCAGAGAAAAGCAGGAAGCUCCUGGAGAAGGAGAGCUGGAAGAUCCGCACUGCCCUGGAGGAUAAGGAGGCGGAGCUGGAGGAGAAAGCCAGCAGGUUGGCCGUGGUGAUGAAGGAGUGCGGCGCCCUGAGGACAGAUGUGGACAGGCUGAAGGGAGGCGCAGCCAAAGCCAAGGAGCUGGAGAAGGAGAACAAAGAGCUGCAGAAACAAGCCACCAUCGACAAGAGGACUCUGGCCACUCUGAGAGAGGAUCUGGUGUCGGAGAAGCUGAACGUUCAGCAAAAGAACGUUGAGUUGGAGAAGCUUAAUGAAGAGCUGGAGAAAAUUGGGCUGAACACAGAAAAACUGCUCCAGGAGGAGCAUUUGCAGGAUGACAGCAGGUACAGGCUGCUGCAGAGCCGUCUGGAGGACACGGUCCAACAGACCAUUAAGCUGAAGGAAGAGAAAAUUUCCAGUUUGGAGAAGAAACUUGAAGAUAGCAGCAGACUGAUCGCAGCUCUGCAGGGCAAGCUGUCCACGGUGGGGGGCACUCCCAAAUCCUGCAGAUUUUCAAAUGAAGAGCAGAGCUUCACGCAGGUGUUUGUAUUCUCCCUGGGUCAACAGCAGGGGGAGGGACCGCUGCAGCGCUCAGGCGAGGACCGGGACUCCACGACCGAGCUGCUGCGGAUCAAAGAUCACCUCAUCACUGUGGAGAAGAAGAACGCCUCGCUGCAGACAGAGAGCAGUUUACUGAAGGAGCAGCUCAAGCAGAUGGAGAACCAGAACUCCUCGCUGAACAGCCAGAUGGCGGCGCUGCAGCGACACACCAGCACGCUGCAGGAGCAGAACUCGGCUCUGCACACGCAGACAGCAAAACUUCAGGUGGAGAACUCCACCAUCUCCUCCCAGAGUGCUUCUCUCAUGGCCCAGAAUGCUGUGCUGCAGGGCCAGGUCAGCGCUUUGGAGACUGAGGUGGAGUCCUGGGAGCGGCAGCGUGAGGAGGCAUGGCGAGCUCGAGAGAGCAUGCUGAGCGAUCACGACCGGCUGCUGAGUGUGCAUGAGAGGCAAGCGCACGAGUACGAGCAGCUGAUCAGCCAGCACGCUGCACUGAAGGGCAAGCAGAGGGCGCUAGAGAGCGAGCACCGGAUGCUGCAGAGCAAGUGCUGUGGACUGCUGCAGCUGAAAGAGAAGUGGGAGGAGCAGGAGGGGCACGGCCAGAAAGCAAAGGAGGAGCUGAAGCUGGAGACCCAGAAAAACCACCUUCUGCAGCACGAGAACCUGCAACUGAAGGCCGAAGUGGACAGACUGACAGCGAUCCAAUCCCAGCACACCGCGCAGAACGAGGGCCUCCACCAACGCAUUAACGAACUGAAGAGCUCGCUCAGCUCAGCGCAGCUGGACGUGAGUCAGUGGAUGGCACGCUAUGACUCCCUGAUGGAGCAACACCAGGGUCUGGAUCUGACCAUGACCAAGCUGGACAACCACUGCGAGCUGCUGAGUCGACUGAAAGGAAACCUGGAGGAGGAGAACCACCACCUUCUGAACCAGAUCAACCUGCUGAGUCAGCAGAACCACACUCUCCUGGAGAGGAGCAUGGAGAGCAAGGAGUUGUACCACCAGGAGCAGAAGCUCUACAUAGAUAAACUGAAUUCUCUUCGUCGUCAAAAAGAGAAACUGGAAGAGAAGAUCAUGGACCAGUACAAGUUCUACGACCCGACGCCCAAGAAGAGGAGUCAGUGGUCUGGAGCCAAAGCUUUAGCUAAGCUGAUCAAACCCCGGAAGGAGAGCAGCCGAGAGCGGGGAGGAGACCGAGACAAGGAGGCCCACAGGGAGAGGGAGGGGGCAAAGAGCGUCCCAGACAUCCCCCUGCCUGCCACGCCCCCCAUCCUCCUGCCUGAGACCCCGCCCCCUGUUUCCCUAAGGACUGGGAGUGACUCACUGGGCGGCAGUAACCAUAGCAACCCCAGCAGUAGUUCCCGGCAGGCCCCCGCCCUCACGCCCAUAAGCAAAGAUUUGACUGACAGGAGCCAGAGCCUCUAUCACAGGGGCAGCAAUGAGAGCGUCAACGGAGACGAAGCUCUGAUCCAGCGUAUGCACCUGAGCUCCACCCCCGCCCCCCAGUCAUCCUCUCAGAGCUUCAGCAGUACCUCCAGAUUGGGACAGGGCUCCUCCCGUAGGCCCAGAGGUCUGUCAGAAGAUGACCUGCGCCACGACACACCUGACUGCGUCUUCAGCCCCAAAGGGUACAUGGGGGGCGGGUCCGGCUCGGCAGACUUCAGCCACAACACGUCCAGCUCCGAGUCGCCUGUCGCCUGCAGAGACACCUCAGACCGGCCGCCUCGCUCCGCCAGCCUCUCCAGUGACGACUUCACGGGACACUCGCAGACCCCGUCCCGCAGCUCCACGCUCCCAUACGACCACACGCCGCAGAGAGCCCAGCCGCAGCGCGGGGCCGGUCCUCGCCUCAGGGCUCGCACGGCCUCCCCCGGGAGUGAAAUGGUGACGCUGGAGGAGUUUCUACAUGAGAGCAACCUGCAGUCUCCUCCUGUGGUCUCCACAGGAAGCAGAGAGGACUUGAUGGUGGACUACUUCAGUAGAAGCCCCUCCUCCUCAGUGGCCGCUGGCAAAGAUCAGGCAACUCCUACCAACUAUGUAGUUCCCACUGUACAGCCACCCAAUCAGAGGCCAGGCCAGAGUGUGAAGCCCUCCCCCCGCCAGCCUGUGGGCCAAUCGCUCCCCUCAAACCAGCCUGUCGCCCAGAGGAGCAGCCAAUCACUGAGCCGAGCCUUCAGCCUGGCCUCCGCCGAUUUACUGCGCUGCAACCGACCGGACGGUUACCGGGGAAACGAUGCGUCCCCUCAAGAUGCUGUGGUCCGGCGGCCAGAGAGAGGGCCCAACGGACGGGAACGGCCACUUUCUGCUCGCUACGCCUCCCCCUCAGGCCUUCAGGAGGACGACAGUUUCCUAACCCCUACAGUCCACCACUCCCCCUCCCUGACCCUACAGACGGACAGGUAUACCGAGAGGGAGCGGAACUGCAGGGGGAGGACCCCAACCUCCCGGAACGGCGCCUCCUCCCAGCACCACCACCGGGGAGAAGUCGCCAUGGUAACCCCAGUCAGAGCUGUGUCCACACCUCACUCCAUCCAAGCUUCAGAACCGGGCCCCAUCCAGAGGGAAGGGCGGGCGGGUGACACCCAUCCCUCUAAGGACAGGUGUGGCUCCGCAGAGCGACCCAAGAGCACGCCGGCCUCCCCCGACCCAAAUGAUGACCCCCAGACUGUGUGGUACGAAUACGGAUGUGUCUAAAUCCUGGAGCAGAAAAUAGCCCACAAAACCCCACCCGCUUCAAAAGGGCAGCAGAUGCACCGGACUAAGUUUUGACCCCCGCCCCUGCCCCGUUUCACCCUAAAGAACAGCCUCCAUGUGUCCGGUGCAGCGUGGGUGGAGGAGAUGCUCGCCGCAUUCUCAACACUGAAGACUUCCAAGGGAGGACUGUGUUUAAGCUGACUCACUGCUGAGUCAGCACUUCUUCACAUCCGGAGAACGAUUCUCCUUUUUCCUCCUGAUCUGAAAGGAGAAAACACUGGAAAGGACUGGAGGAGCAGGAGGAGGAGGAGGUAGAACAAACAGGAGCAGGAUGGAUGAUGAACAGUCUUCCCCCUGGUAAUUACAAUUCUCCUCCCUCCAUCUUUAGACUCCGUCCCAGCAUGCAACACUCUGACGAUUUACUGGAAACGCUGCUCCCGCCGAGCCAAACACUACUGCCACGUGCACGCACACAUGCGCACAUGCAGAGGCUCUGUCCCUGAGGGCGGCUGGUGACUUUGCUAACCACUGCGCCGCCUCACAUGCACGCCCACGUGCACUCACAUCUCUGAGGAAACCACUGCUGCACACUAACCUAUGGGGGGGGGGGCAGACUGGUGGUAAACAGUGGCUGCAGUGAGAGUCUUAACAUUUAUAUACACGGUUGUUGUGCAAGUCUGUGCUGCUGUGAACACGCACACAUGCACACCCACGCACACACAGCUGCUCCCUGAGAGAAUUAAAAAUGUUUUAAAUUUAAGACAUUCAGAUGCAACUAGAGAGAGAUGUACCCCCCCCCCCCCCCCCCCCCCCAAUGAAAAACUCACGCCGGUGGACUUUUGUCUUCAUGCUGCACUUGCUGCAGCGUCAUGCGCCUGGCCCCGCCCCCUAGAGUCUCAUAACCUUUGAACCGGAUUGCAGGUCCUUCAGCUCGGUUAGGCUGCAGCAUUCGUGCAUCAGGUCCAAAUAUCUCAUUCAUGUCAUGGGUUGGACUUGUUUCAGCAUCAGGCUGCCCCCCCCCCUCUCCGGCUCCAUCUUUCAGCUGCUUUUAGACCCCCCCCCCCGCCUUCAGGUCAGACGCUGAUGUGAGGAUGAUCAUAAAGCCUGAAGUCUAUGCAACACUGGAGGAUGAAGGUCAUCUGGAGUAGAUCAGAACUGUGUGAAAAUGCAACAAGUAAAUUAUUUUUCCUGUAACUUUUGUACAUUUUUACAUUUUAUGAACUCUUUUGAUUUGAAAAACUUUUUGAUACCAAAAACUGACAAAUGUGCUGUUUGUGUUCAUUAAGGAAGAAUACAGGUGAAGUAACAGAU